This is a messenger RNA of Stegodyphus dumicola, 2343 nucleotides long. RefSeq lists its product as uncharacterized. Gene Ontology annotation, molecular function: protein binding. Lineage: Eukaryota; Metazoa; Arthropoda; Arachnida; Araneae; Eresidae. The record is from RefSeq and is a predicted model, not a curated record.
AUGACUACAGCAUUGCAAAGGGGUGAUGUGGAACUUCUUCAUGACUUAGUACUAGAAGGGCAUGGAAAACAUUUAAUUGGUAAAACUUCGUGGAAUGAAGACGUUAAAUCCUUCCUCAAAGAGCUUCCUACCUUAUUAAACAGCAUCCAAACUUUCCACGAAGCUAUAAGGAAUGGAGAUGUUGACAAAGUAAAGGAAUUGAUGGCUAACAAUGAAAAAUUCAUGAGAGCUCGCGAUGAAACGGGAGCUUUACCCCUGCAUCUGGCUGCUGCCUCGGAGUCUCAUCAUGUACUUCAGUAUUUUGCCGAUCAUUACCCAAGUACCCUCAACGUAAAAGAUGCGAUGGGCAGAACGGCACUGCACAUCGUAAGCCAAAAAGGAAAUCAUUCUCUUUACAAAAUGCUGAAACAAGCAGGCGCCGAUCCAAAAAUUUUAGAUCAGAAAGGCAGAACUGCAGACUUUUAUUUACAAAGUGCAAAAUCUGAACAUUCACCAAGAAAAUCAAUAUCGGACUCUUCUAAAACACCACUAAAAUCUAAUCUUGAUGGUAUGCAUUCUAGUUCCGUGUCUGACAGAGCUUCGAAAAACAGUCAAAAUGCUAUAAAUAAGAGAAAGUCUCUAACAACAGAAGAAAAAACUGGAAAUAAAGCCAGGGAAGAGAAUUCUGAAUUAAAAUCUCAGGAAGAUAGUAGUCAAAACGUUAAUCAGAAACUUGAGAGCACAGAGUCAGAUAAAUCGAACGAAGCAAUAGAAGAUAAUGAAGCCGUUAAAGGAAGUCAAGAAAAUGAAGUUAAAUCAGCGGAAGUCACUGAUAAAACUAAAGAACCUCUGAAUGAAAGUGCAGAACCAAUGACCAAUGACGAAAGCGCUCAAAACGAACAUGAAUCUGAUGAUAAAAAUGAAAAUAAUGUAGAUGAAGAUGAGGAACUAAAGACACAUUUAGCUGUUUCUGAAACUAACGAAGGACUUGAAGAUCAUGGUGAAGAUAAAAAUCCGACUGAUAAUGACGCAGAUACAAAAGUGGCUGAUAAUGAUGAAACUACAAACGCGGUUAACGCGAUUGACAUUAAUGAUAAUAAUCCCUCAGAUGAAGUUACAGAACAUAAAAAUGAUGAAGCCAACUCUGAUAUCGAUGAAGGAAAUGAAGAUGCUAGUAACACUACAGAUGAAGAUGACGAUGAAGACUCGAGAAAGACAGAAAUAGAAGUCGUUAAGCCUAAUUCAGAAAAUGUUAAAAAUUCGAAUGAAGAAGAAUUGUCCGAGAAUGAAGAAAAUACGAAAGAAGAAAGUACCGAAGAGGAAACAGACAAGGGGCCGCCAAAAGAAUCAGAAGCUGUGGAUAACGUUAGUGACAGAGAAGAUGAGGAAGGCAAUGAAAAAUCUGGUGCAGAAGAUGAGAAGGAAGAUGUUAAUCAUAACGAUGAUGCAACUGAGGCUGAUAACAAUACUUCCUCAGAUGUGAAAACAUCUUGUACUGAAGAGAAGAAAGAUGAAAAUGGAAAUCAUACAGAAGAAACAGCCAACGAAGAAAAUAGUCCAGAUGCAAAUAAAAAUGCUGAUACUGCAGACAAAAAUGAAACUGAAACUAAUAGUGAAGAAAAAUCAGGAGAAAACAUAAGCAGCAUCCAAAAUUUCGAAGGAAAAACAGUUGCUGAAGUAGGAAGCGGGAAAUUAGCCAAUGCCGAUGACACGCAGUCACAUGAAGAAGAGCAUCCAAGCGGAAAGAAUGACGGCUUAGAGAAUACAGAAGACGCAUCUGAGGAAAAAGAAGAUAAAAGCAAAAUUGAAGAACAGGAAAAAUCAAAGGAGGGUAUAGAUGAAACCGAAAGCAAAAAUCUUACUACCGAGGACGAAGAAAUAUCCGAUGAAAAAGAAAAAUCAGACAAGCACCAAGUUGAAAAUGAUGCAACGGACAGCCAGAAUGAAAACGAGAAACUAAAUGAAAAUGAAAUUGAGCAAGAUAAAGAAAAUGUGCGUGAUAUAAAAUCUGAUGCAAACGCUAAUGCACCAGAGGAGAGUGAAGAGCCAAAAAUUGCAGAAAAUACCUCAAAUCCUGAAGAUGAAACCACCAAGAAAGAGGAAGAUAGUGAGCUUAAGAAUGAAGAGCCAGAAGGAACAGAAAGUUCUACAAAUACUGACGAAAACCAGAACGUAAACACGGCUGAUGAUUCAGCUCAUCAAACAAAAGACCAUCUAGAUGAAUUAAUUGAGCACUGGAUAAGAGAAGGAGAUCUCCUGCGGUUAGAACAUGUCGUCCUUGCUGGACAAGGUGAUAGACUUAUAGAAAGAACAUCUGAUGACAAACAAGUUCAGGAUUUCUUAGACCUUGUUCCUAUCUAUAUG